Messenger RNA from Leptopilina boulardi, 1033 nucleotides. RefSeq names its product coiled-coil domain-containing protein 25. The transcript is spliced from 5 exons. Lineage: Eukaryota; Metazoa; Arthropoda; Insecta; Hymenoptera; Figitidae. Bases 138 to 767 code for a protein of 209 amino acids. The record is from RefSeq and is a predicted model, not a curated record.
CGGCGUGAACGGUCUACGCGAAACUAUUGUGCGUAUAACCUUACGAUUGAAGUUUAUGGAUUUUUCAAUAUAUUUGUAUGUAUAUAAUAUAUAAAAUAUAAUAAUAAAAGUAUUGUUAGUUUGUGUUUUAUUUGAAAAUGGUGUAUUAUUUUGAAAGUGAUGUGGUGGAACCACCUGUAACUUUAUUUAUGGGUGUUGACAAGCACGAAAAUGAAGAUCUUAUUAAAUGGGGAUGGCCGGAAGAUGUUUGGUUUCACGUAGACAAGUUUUCGUCAGCUCACGUGUAUUUAAGACUUCGAUGUGGCCAGACAAUUGAUGACAUUCCAAGUUCAGUGUUGGAAGAUGCCGCACAACUCGUUAAAGCAAACAGUAUAGAAGGAAAUAAAAUGAAUGAUAUAGAUGUUGUUUAUACAAUGUGGCAUAAUCUAAAGAAAACUCAAGGAAUGGAUGUUGGACAAGUGAGUUUUCAUAAAGAAAAAGAAGUCCGUAAAAUUCAUGUUUCAAAACGUCUAAAUGUAAUAGUAAAUCGAUUGAACAAAACAAAAAGAUCAGAACAAGUUAAUUUUCGAGCAGCGAGAGAAGAAAGAGACAGGAAGGAGCGAGAAGAUAAGAAGAGGAUUCUGAGGGAGCAGAAGGAUAAAGAAAAGGAAGAAGAGAAACGACGUCAAGAAGAAGCAGAAAUGAGGAGUUAUAAUUCGUUAUUUAAGAACGCAAAAAUGACUACGAAUACGGAUAAUUCUGGUUAUGACUCUGACGAAUUUAUGUGAUAUAAAAUCUUUCCGAAAGGAUUUCAAUUCUACGGAUUUACUAUCAUUUCAUGGACUGAAUCGGCGCAAAAAUGCAUCUUAACAUUUAAGUAAAUAAAAAUUAAGUGUUUAUUAUAUAUUUUCAUUAAGAUUUUUUUAAUAAAAAUUAUUUCAAAAUCUAAAUUCAGAAUCAAAAUUGAGUUGAACAAAACACCAGAUUAAAAAAAAAUAUAUUUUCUGGAAAUUUUAUUUGUUAUAUCCCGAAAUAUAUACUAUAGAUAAAAAUA